This is a messenger RNA of Dreissena polymorpha, 936 nucleotides long. RefSeq names its product rho-associated protein kinase 1-like. Bases 1 to 936 code for a protein of 311 amino acids. Gene Ontology annotation, cellular component: cytoplasm; cytoskeleton. Gene Ontology annotation, biological process: Rho protein signal transduction; regulation of cell junction assembly; cortical actin cytoskeleton organization. Lineage: Eukaryota; Metazoa; Mollusca; Bivalvia; Myida; Dreissenidae. Gene Ontology annotation, molecular function: Rho-dependent protein serine/threonine kinase activity. The record is from RefSeq and is a predicted model, not a curated record. The transcript has 9 exons.
AUGAAGAAGGAGAAGGAGUGCAGGAAACUGCAGCAGGAGCUCCAAAUGGAGAGAGAGAAGUACAACAAGGUGAUGGAGAAGUUCCAGAGGGACCUGUCCGAGAGCCAGGCGGCCCUGUACGAGGAGGGACAGUCACGUACCAAGCUGCAGAUGGAGCUAGACGCCAAGGACAGCGAGAUAGAGCUGCUGCAACAGAAACUAAACGUGGUCAACCUGGACAGUGCCUCCGUCCACAGUGGCAGUAUGGAGGACGGGGAUAACUCCAAGCAUAACUCCAGCCUCUCAUCUCCAGACAAUCAUAUGGAGGGCUGGCUAUCGGUUCCCAACAAACAGAACAUUAAGAAGUAUGGCUGGAGGAAGCAGUAUGUGGUGGUCAGCUCCAGGAAAGUGCUGUUCUACAGUAGCGAGGCCGACAAGCAGAAGUAUGCACCCAUGCUCGUGCUGGAUAUAGAGAAGCUGUACCAUGUGCGGUCAGUAUGUCAAGGAGAUGUCUAUUGGGCAGAUGCAAAAGACAUUCCCAGAAUAUUCCAGGUGCUGUAUGGUACUGAAGGUGAGAAAAGGAAAUCUGAGGAGAACCCAGGGGAAAUAAACAACCAGCCAAAGACGGGUGCUAUUGACCAUAAGGGUCACGAGUUUAUAGACCUCCAUUUCCGUACGCCCACCACAUGUGAUUCCUGCAACAAGCCAAUGUGGCACAUGCUUCAUCCACCCAACGCCAUGGAGUGCAGACGUUGUCACUUCAGGGUGCAUAAAGACCACUUUGACAAAAAGGAAGAGUUUGUUGGUUACUGCAAAGUUAACUGUGAUCAGAACAUCCAAGCGAAGGAACUGCUGCUUCUGGCAGAUACUUCAGAAGACCAGAAGACAUGGGUGAAGCACCUGAGCAAGAAAAUCUCCAAGAAAGGCAUUAUCAGCCAGGGAACAUUAGGGACGUAA